AUGAUAUUCACCGACCUCAUCCUCUUCACCUUCCCCUUUCCCUUCCCCUUGACCAGGGAGAACAACGAGGGCGAACCACCCUGCUCCUUCUCAGAGUUACUGCCCUAUGCCGGUCCCGUUCCCUUAAACACGGUCCCCAAUCCUCCCCGGCCGCCUACACCUGGACCGACGCCCAGACCGGGACCGUUGGCGCCGAGACCGGAUGUGCCGAGUCCACCUCCUACUCCGAGGAAGUGA
This is a messenger RNA of Sordaria macrospora k-hell, 237 nucleotides long. RefSeq lists its product as uncharacterized. The record is from RefSeq and is a predicted model, not a curated record. Lineage: Eukaryota; Fungi; Ascomycota; Sordariomycetes; Sordariales; Sordariaceae.